UUCAAAGCCAUUGCAAUGGACUUACUGUCGGCCGCGUUGGACGAGUCCGGGCUCGACCUCAACGACCUCACCGCUCAGGUGAUACCCGAAGAGGCGCCAAGACUUGCAGUCCUUCACAACAACAACAAUGUGGUUAAGACACCCAUUCAGGCCUUCUAUGGCAACCAUAUGAUGAACAAAAACGGCAACAAGAUCUCAGUCACCACUUACUCGCUGACGAACCCAAACGCCGCCAAAACGCAGACUUUUGACAUCAAUUUUCCCGUUCAGACGGCGACCGCCAGAUUUGCGCCGCCAAUGGUUCCGUCGGUUUCAUUCUUACCACAAAACAAUCAAAACCUAUCAUUACUUAAGAGGAAUGCACCACAAGUGCCACCACUUGGAGCCGAUUGGAGCGAAGAGGAGAAACUGGACGCCGAAGAGGAAGAGUUGGCAAUCGUUCACACAUUCAAUGAUUACAUGCCAUCGAAACGUAUGGAUUAG
Oppiella nova is the source of this 483-nucleotide messenger RNA. Lineage: Eukaryota; Metazoa; Arthropoda; Arachnida; Sarcoptiformes; Oppiidae. The record is from the annotation of a GenBank genome assembly.